AGAUGCCCUUCAUCAUCACUGUCACGAGAGCAGGAGUCAGUUCGCGCGCACGUUCCUCUGAGCGCGUUAUGUAGCUGUCGCGUGCGUGUCCAGCUCUGCCUUCAUUCCUUCACCAGGACUGAUAAAAGAGCACUUCUGCUGCCAUUGGACAUCCCGACACAAGUUCUGCUAAAUAGCUGGAGAUUAUGUCCAGUGGACUUUUAAAGGAGGAGCCCAUUCAUGAACUCUCAGACUGUGGUGCGGAGCAAAGGAGAACAAAAUCCAUCUAAUCAAAGCUGAACUAGUGUGCUGAAGACCGAGGCUCUGAGGGAGAAUCAUGGCUGGAUGCUGCAUGUCUGCGGAGGAGAAGGAACGGCAGAGGAUAAAUCAGGAGAUUGACAAACAACUAAGGAAGGACAAGAAAGACUCCCGGAGAGAACUGAAGCUGCUGCUGCUGGGCACAGGUGAGAGUGGCAAGAGUACGUUCAUUAAACAGAUGAGGAUCAUUCAUGGAUCGGGUUAUACAGAUGAAGAUAAGAAGGGCUUCAUUAAGCUCGUCCACCAGAACGUGAUCAGCGCCAUGCAGUCCAUGGUCAGAGCUAUGGAGAUGCUCAAGAUCGCUUAUGCUAACUCAGCGAACCAGGCUCAUGCUACAUUGGUGAAUGAUAUUGAGGUGGAUAAGAUCAUGAGUUUGGAUGAGGCCCAAGUGAACGCCAUCCGUAGUCUAUGGAAUGACACUGGGAUUCAGGAAUGCUACGACCGGCGCCGAGAGUACCAGCUAACCGACUCUGCCAAAUACUACCUGAGUGAUCUAGAUCGGAUUUCAGAUGCUGCAUAUGUUCCCACAGAGCAGGAUAUUCUGAGAGUCAGGGUUCCCACCACAGGAAUCAUCGAGUAUCCGUUCGACCUGGAGAACGUCAUCUUCAGGAUGGUGGAUGUCGGGGGUCAGAGAUCUGAGCGCAGGAAGUGGAUUCACUGCUUCGAGAACGUCACCUCCAUCAUCUUCCUGGUGGCGCUGAGCGAGUACGAUCAGGUCCUCGCUGAAUGCGACAAUGAGAAUCGCAUGGAGGAGAGUAAAGCUCUGUUUAAAACCAUCAUCACUUAUCCUUGGUUCCAGCAGUCGUCUGUGAUUCUCUUUCUCAAUAAGACGGACAUCCUGAAGGAGAAGAUCGUUUACUCUCAUGUGGCCACCUACUUCCCAGAAUUCACAGGCCCCAAAAAUGAUCCAAAGGCAGCCCAGGAAUUUAUUCUUAAGAUGUACCAGGAGCAGAACGAAGACAAAGACAAAACCAUCUACUCUCACUUCACCUGUGCCACCGACACCGAGAACAUCCGCUUGAUCUUCGCAGCUGUGAAGGACACCAUCCUGAGACACAAUCUCAAAGAGUUCAACCUGGUUUAAAAUCAACAACUAGACCUUUUCCUGAAGGAGAAAGCCUGGUCCUGCUGUUGAGUAGAUUUAGCUGUCACAUUAUCUUAACAUUGUUCUAAGGACGUAUAUAAGGAAUAUCUAGAAGAAUUGUCUAAUGGAUUAGAUGUGGACUGGGUUCCUGUAAAACAAGCCUUAAUCCACCAUUACAAGAAUGAAACUUCUUUUCAGCCCCGUUUAGGUCGUCUGAUAGAUGGAUAGGUUACAUCUACAACACAUGUUGCCAUCUUGUUCUUUAUACAAGUAGAGUUUACAAAGGAUGCGAUUUUAAGGAACAUGUAAAACGGAUCAAAGUCUUGAAAACUACUUGUGUAAGAGCGUUUAAAGGCAAAGUAGAGGGGAAAAGUUUACAUGUUAAAUGUAAAAACUUAUUCUGGAUUUCAUUUUAAAAAAAGCAAAUGCUCUGAAGUUGCCUUAUGUAGUUAUUUUAACACGAGCCUCAAUCAUGAUUGGUCAUUUGUAGAAAUUAAAGAUAUUUUAUUAUUUGUAAAAAA
Messenger RNA from Megalobrama amblycephala (Wuchang bream), 1902 nucleotides. It is a transcript of the gene gna14a, whose product is annotated as guanine nucleotide binding protein (G protein), alpha 14a. Gene Ontology annotation, molecular function: G-protein beta/gamma-subunit complex binding; guanyl nucleotide binding; G protein-coupled receptor binding. Gene Ontology annotation, cellular component: heterotrimeric G-protein complex. The transcript is spliced from 7 exons. The record is from RefSeq and is a predicted model, not a curated record. NCBI's taxonomy places the organism in Eukaryota, Metazoa, Chordata, Actinopteri, Cypriniformes, Xenocyprididae. The coding region runs from base 317 to 1381 and encodes 354 amino acids. Gene Ontology annotation, biological process: phospholipase C-activating dopamine receptor signaling pathway; adenylate cyclase-modulating G protein-coupled receptor signaling pathway; action potential.